Paramacrobiotus metropolitanus is the source of this 689-nucleotide messenger RNA. RefSeq lists its product as uncharacterized. The coding region runs from base 52 to 360 and encodes 102 amino acids. NCBI's taxonomy places the organism in Eukaryota, Metazoa, Tardigrada, Eutardigrada, Parachela, Macrobiotidae. The record is from RefSeq and is a predicted model, not a curated record. The transcript has 3 exons.
CGUACCCUGUUUUUACCUUAGUAUUCUGCUGUAAAGUUUAUUGGUAAAAAAAUGGCUGUGGUCCGUUAUUUUCUCUGUUUGAUAAUGGUCUUCGCGUUCGCCAACGCUUGGCUAGCAGUGGAUAUGGAAAAUUUAAGAAACGACCUGUUUAAUUCCCAGACGGCUCCACGACGACCGGUGGCGCAGAACCUCAACAUCCUGGCAGUACGCGAUCGGAUCCAGGCCAUGAAAACGUAUUUGGAGACGGCGAACUUGCCGCAAACAGUCAACCAGCGAAAGGUCAACCGGGCACUCCUACAAGCCCUGAUCAAAAUGCUGGGUAAAAAUCAAAUCACGGAAGUGGAUCGUGACCAUAUUUAGUUCUGGAUCUGGCGAUAGUGCAAAGAGCUGUUAGACAAAAUCGGUCACUACAAAGACCUGAUGGACAUUACACUUAUUAAUAUAAAACGGACCUGCAAUUGUUGGUUUCAACUAUGUUUCCGACUGUUCCAUUAUUUUAAAUCUACGUUCUGUUUAGACGUUUUGAUUCGAUAGUGACCAUACUGAAUAUAUGUACUACAUGUCUAAUGUGUGUCAUGCCAUCAGUUACUGGUCUUAGUUAAAUCUUUGUUGUGUCUCGACGUGUUAACGCAGUAAUUGUCAAGUGUUGUACCAGCUAUACUGUCUUAAUAAACAAGCAAAGAAACACA